AGCGCUAGGAGGGAGAAGCACGUGCUUAACCAAUGGCUUAUUGGAGAAUUCUAUACAGCUCUAUUUCUCAACGUUAACGCGUUGUAUACAAUUUCUCGAACACACGAACGCAUUCAUCCAAAAUGGAGGACGAUCUGGAGACCCAGCAGGAGCUCGAUCCGGAGGACUUGGUAGUUGAAGGCUGCCGAAUGCCAGUCAAGAUGGCCAAUGCAGACGAGUGGCCAUUGGCUGAAAUACUGAGUCGAAAGGAGGUAGAGAAUCGUCCCUUGUUUUAUGUCCACUUCAUUGAUUAUAACAAGCGGCUGGACGAAUGGGUGGAACGAGACCGCCUGGACCUGGACAAGAUGCAGCUGCCCAAGAAGGACGCCAAGACACCGGUCAAAGAAAGCCUCAGUAAAGGAAACUGCUCCUCAAAUUCCAGAGCGUCAUCACCUGAAAGAGACAUGACAAAUGGCGGAGGAGGACUCGGUGCAGUACAGCGCAACAAGUCGGCCAUAGGGCGUAAACGUAAGCUGCCCAUGAAUGAUGCCGGGGCCCCAGCAUCGCAGCAACAGGUGACUGGCAUCCCGGUCAUUGACAACGCUCCCUCGCCAGUCUCCGCCCCGCUGUCGGUUUCCCCAACGCAGCUGUCACAGGGUCAGAGUCUGGUGCCAAGUUUCUCUCAGUCCACGCCGGACUUCUUCUCUCAGACCUCACAGCCAGAGCCGGUGCCGCCCGCCCAUGCCCCUCGCCAGACGGGCAGCAUGGCCACCGACAAGACCCACGACGACAUCAUCACCCGGAUGAAGAACAUCAGCAUGAUUGAGCUGGGCCGUCACCGCAUCCGGCCCUGGUACUUCUCUCCGUACCCCAUCGAGCUGACCGUUCUCCCCAUCAUCUACCUCUGCGAGUUCUGCCUCAAGUACGUCAAGAGCAGAAAGUGCUUGGAGAGGCACAAGGUCAAGUGUAACUUGAGACACCCCCCAGGCAAUGAAAUCUACCGUAAGGGCAAUAUCUCCUUCUUUGAAAUUGACGGCCGGAAAAACAAGUCAUAUUCACAAAAGCUCUGCCUGCUAGCCAAGCUGUUCCUAGACCACAAGACGCUGUACUACGACACGGACCCAUUUCUCUUCUACGUCAUGACGGAGUACGACAACAGGGGCUUCCACAUUGUGGGCUACUUCUCAAAGGAGAAAGAGUCUACCGAGGACUACAACGUAGCUUGCAUCCUGUCAUUACCGCCAUACCAGAGAAAGGGUUUUGGCAAACUGCUUAUUGAAUUCAGCUAUGUCCUAUCACAGUUUGAAGGAAAGACCGGUUCCCCCGAGAAGCCACUGUCUGAUUUGGGGCUUCUGUCGUAUCGGAGCUACUGGUCCCAGACCAUCUUGGAGACCAUCCUCAAACUCCAGAAGUCAGCCGACGGAGAAAGACCUCAGAUCACCAUCAAUGAGAUCUGUGAGACGACCAGCAUCCGCAAGGAGGACGUGAUCUCCACCCUGCAGCACCUGAACCUCAUCAACUACUACAAAGGCCAGUACAUCGUCACACUGUCACCGGAGGUCAUCGAAGGGCAGGAGAAGGCCAUGGUCAAGCGCAAGAUCAGGAUCGAUCCCAAGUGCCUGCACUGGAAUCCCAAGGACUGGUCCAAGCGGGGCAAGUGGUGAAGACUGGCAAGCUCUGCAAGGGCUGGCCCUGGGCCUGACAGAGCUGCUAUGCGCAGAAACAUGCUAGGCUCAGAAAACACUUGUUCAGCAGACAUGGGUUACCAGCCAAUCCAUCACACACUCGGAUGUUUCUUGUAGCUGGUUCCCAGUCGGUCUUUGCUUUGCAGCAUAGCAUAUGUUUGCUAUUAAGCAGAUGAAAUUGGCCCCCAGCCGGUCCCAAGGUCAGCAAGGACUGGCGAUUCCCUGGCGCCUGCGAUGUCCUCGGUUGCUGGUUCUUCCUUCCCACCAUUCUCAUCAGCGGAGCAAAGAUGCGGGCAGGGUGGUAGCUUGCAGUAAAUGUUAGUGUGUGUGUGUGUAAAUAUUGAACUUAACAUCUGUCCUGUGGGGCUGUAUUGAUUCUAUCUAUCUUAGAACAUGAAGGAGGUCACUUGGAACACCACUGAUGACUUUUUAACCAGCUCUCUCCACUCUUCUUGACUCUCCACUGCCUCUGAGAAUCAGCAAACUCCAAACCAGUUCACCCUUUGCGGUGAUCACAUACGCCAGAUCUUCAGAAUCCAAGAAGGGGUGCUUUUUCCUAUGUACCCAAAGGUGUAUUUUCUUUUUUGAUCUUGGAACCGAGGCUAGGCUGAUCGGGGCUUUGGACUUGUCAAGAAAAGAGGGGGUUGUGUGACCUAAAUCAGUGUUGUGGCGGAGACUCCUUAAGACCUUCACAAGACUAACACAAGAUCCCCAGUCUGAAUUCAAGUUGGAAGCCAUUCAGGUGAACUGCAACAAAAACAUUCCUUUGUCAAUGUUCAAGCAGUUACUCUUGGCUGGUCUUGUACCUGGUCUUGUGACGGUCUCAAUUACAACACUGGACCUGAUGCUGGUUCCAACUCUGUACGCAGCAAGAUAUGGGACGGAGGGGUACCCCCCUUACCUGUCCAAUCCCUAGACACACUCUAGAGUAUUGUUACCUAACA
Molecule: messenger RNA, 2608 nt
Organism: Acanthaster planci (crown-of-thorns starfish)
Lineage: Eukaryota; Metazoa; Echinodermata; Asteroidea; Valvatida; Acanthasteridae
Gene: kat5
Product: lysine acetyltransferase 5
Biological process (GO): double-strand break repair via homologous recombination; regulation of DNA-templated transcription
Cellular component (GO): NuA4 histone acetyltransferase complex
Molecular function (GO): histone H4K16 acetyltransferase activity
Source: RefSeq, a predicted model, not a curated record